Molecule: messenger RNA, 1650 nt
Organism: Trichoderma citrinoviride
Lineage: Eukaryota; Fungi; Ascomycota; Sordariomycetes; Hypocreales; Hypocreaceae
Product: GMC oxidoreductase
Exons: 3
Coding region: 1-1650 (549 amino acids)
Molecular function (GO): flavin adenine dinucleotide binding; oxidoreductase activity, acting on CH-OH group of donors
Source: RefSeq, a predicted model, not a curated record
AUGCUCUGGGACUACAUUUUUGUCGGCGGUGGCCUCUCCGCCUCCGUUGUGUCCAACCGUCUCCACCAUUUCAACUCGUCCCUCAAGAUCCUUGUCAUCGAGGCCGGAGGCAACGCCAACAACGACGAGAGUGUCAUGUGGCCCAAUUCAACCAACCUCAUCGGUGGAGAGUAUGAUUGGAAGUACAAGACGGUCCCGCAGGUGGCCUUGAACAACCGCAAUGUUGAUUUGCCUUGCGGCAAGGCGCUUGGAGGCGGCACUGUUAUCAACUCAGGUGGCUGGAUUCGCGGCGACAAGUAUGACUUUGACCUCUGGGGCGACCUCGUCGAUGAUCACCGCUGGUCCUAUGCUGGGCUCCUCCCGUACAUGAAACUCAGUGAGGACUGCCCUGUCGACAACCCGAAAGAGCACGGCAAAGACGGUCCUCUGCCUAUCCAAGGAAUCAUCUCUACCCAUCGCGAAUUCCCACUGCGCAACCAGACUCUUGAGUCAUGGGAAGCUGUUGGCGUUCAGCUGCUUCCCAACGUUGACGGCAACGCUGGCAACCCUCUCGGUAUUGGCGAUCUCUUUGAGAACAAGCUCAAGGGCCGCCGUGAAAUUGCCUCGAACAAUUUCCCGCUCGGCGGAGUCACUGUCCUCACUAAGACCAUGGUCGCAAAAGUCCUUCUGAGCACUCCCACUGCGUCGAGCCAAGAGCCCGAAGCCACUGGCGUCAAGCUCGCCAACGGAACUGAGAUUCAGGGGAAGGAGAUUAUCCUGUCCGCUGGCGCCAUCCGCACUGCUCAGCUUCUCAUGCUCUCCGGAAUCGGACCAGCCGAUGAGCUGAAGAAGUUCAACAUCCCCGUCCGCGUAUCUCAACCCGAUGUUGGCAAGAACUUUCAAGACCAUGGUCUUUUUGCAUCAUUGUGGACUUUGAAGAACCCAUCGGCAGGCUAUGCUGUCACCUCGCCCAACCCGCUAUGGAAUCUGCCACAAUACGGCUAUGGAACACCGGCAGACUUCCUCGUCACGACUAGCAUCACGGACAAAGCCGGAUUGGCCGCUGCUAUUGAGAAGGACGAGGGGAAGAAGCCUGAUCCGAAGACUCAUCCUCUGCUCAAGACCAAUCGCACAUUCAAUGAGCACGUCUUCAUGUACACCGGUACACCGGACGGAACCACCGUUACUAUCAUGCUCAUCAACCUACUGCCCACGUCUAAGGGGAGCGUCACUCUUAACUCUUCUGAUAUCAACGAUGUGCCUAACAUCAAUCCCAACUAUCACUCCACCGAAGUUGAUAAGUUCGUUGCCCGCGAGGGUAUGCGUCUCCAAAUCGACUUCCUCUCCUCGAACAAGACGGCUCUUGGUCGAGACAUUAUCGCUGGAGAGUUAGGUGCCACAGGAUUUACUGAAACCUUCACGACAGAGUCGACAGACGCAUAUAUUGAUGCUCGUAUUGCCGCUGGUCUUGCGUCUACUUUUCACCCGAUGGGAACUGCAGCUAUGGGCAAGGUGGUUGACACGAACCUCCGGGUCAAGGGCGUGAAGAAGCUCCGCGUUGUCGACACCUCCGUGUUUCCUGUAACUAUUACUGCGCAUCUCCAAGUUGCUACAUAUGCUACUGCAUACCAGGCAGCGGAUAUUAUUUAUAGUGAUAACUGUAGUAAAUAA